UAAGUUAACCGUACAAUAUACAAGAGAUUAUACUUUGUUUUGAAUCAAAGCAAAGAUUAGUUUGUUAUUUGCACAUCGAAUUGGCAGCUGGCUAGCUUGCUUUGGUGACCAAGAUCAAGAUGAAGAACGCGUAACAUGUACGAUACGUAAGGAGAAUCCAAUGCAAGAAGUAAAAAUGGAGCUGAGAAAUGGGCACGUGGAGGGAAAGGGCGAAAAGGCAGGGAAGAAAGAGAAAUCGACGUUUUGGGCAUACGUACUGUGGUUGUUCGGAGGUCUAGUUGGAGCCCACCACGUCUACCUGGAACGGGACACGCAAGCUUUCGUAUACUUGAGCACCUUUGGCGGUUACUGCGGUGUCGGAUGGCUUCGAGAUAUCUACCGGAUCCCUUCGUACGUGCUCGAUGCGAACGAAGAUCCGAGGUUUCUCAAUGAUUUUAAACGGAAAGUGAGGACGAAUCGCAAGCCGCCAUUUUCAACGGUGCGAUUUGCUACGGAAAAUGCGGUUGCGUAUAUGUGGGCCGAGUUAUUCCGUAACGCGAUUCCAGAGGAUGAAAUAUUUGGGAUUAAUUUUCGAUACCUACUAUUCCUAACACCUUUCGUUAUAGCAUUAGGUGUUUGGACAGUGGGAAACAUCGGGAGGGAACAAGGAUCGAUAUGGAUUGCUCUCGGCUCGGCGUAUUUAUUUUAUCCAACUCUUACCUACAUCGGAGACGAUACCAUGUGGGUAUUUCUUAUGGUCGCUGCUGCCAGCAUAAGUUUCGAUACGUUUAGUAAGCAAUGGAGACUGAAGCCAAAGAAGAAAAGAAGCCUCGUUCGUAGAAUGUUUUAUCUCGGUCUGGCCGUUGCGAUUUACAUAUGUUUCAUAGGGUCCUACCUAUACUUCAACGCUGUCAUUACCGACAGCAACGGCGAAGAGAUCAAACUAUCGGAAGCGGUUCAACACUUCUUGACGUCACCUAUAUGGCUUGAUCUUAAGGCAAGUCUCGAAGCAACGUGGAAUCAAGCGGUUAAUCAAGGGUUCUGGGCAACGUGGGCACAAUUGGUGGAUCUGACGGAUCCUCGGGGUGAAAUAAACGCUUACAAGGUCCUCGGUCUUUCUCAAACGGCCACGCAGGCCGAAGUAACGUCCCGCUGGAGAACUCUUUCGAGGGACAAUCAUCCCGACAAGAUAAAGGGCACCGAAGAGGAGAGGAGGCAGGCUCAGGAGAAAUUUAUGGAAAUACAACAAGCGUACGAAAUUCUCUCGAAAGCGAAGAAUCGCAGGCAACGUCGCAACAGAAAGUCCGAAGUUUGA
Molecule: messenger RNA, 1294 nt
Organism: Habropoda laboriosa
Lineage: Eukaryota; Metazoa; Arthropoda; Insecta; Hymenoptera; Apidae
Gene: wus
Product: dnaJ homolog subfamily C member 22
Exons: 6
Coding region: 161-1294 (377 amino acids)
Biological process (GO): endocytosis
Cellular component (GO): early endosome; plasma membrane
Source: RefSeq, a predicted model, not a curated record